AUGCCGGUCAUCUCCAUGCCCUUCGAGCAGUCACAAAAGGCAUCCAACCCCCUCACCUCUGCCGUUAACCUGAGCCUUCGUGGAGGCACUUCGACAAACGAGAAAACUCAACAACAGCCCGUGCCAAUGAAGGCUUGUGAUGCUGUUCUAGCAUCAACUGGUCUGAACCAAACCCUUCCAGCUAUGCCAAUGUUUAAUGAGCCGUCGGCGGAGGCUAGUCAGCUCAACGAGACCUGGCCUCUUCCCGACCCACCGAAUACCAUAAUCGCCAGUUGUCUGAGGCUGACAGCCAACUUUCUGAUCCAGAGUGCUGCCUUCUUUGAGAAUAAAGCCUUUGCCGAGCUUCCGUCCUGUCUAUCAUUGAUCUCCGCCCCUAUCCUCUCAAUGCCCUUUUAUCCCAGCUUCUCGGAUCCGCCAACGCCCAGUGUUGGCACCGCAGAUCCCGGUACAACCCACUGUAACUUCAACGCAAGUGCCGCAGCAGAUGACGCCAGUCUCACAAGUACAGCUACUUGCAACCACAAUUACUCAACCCCACGUCACCCCAUCACUGGCCUCAGCUUCCUCAUCGACACCAGUGCCACCGAAGUCUUGUGA
This is a messenger RNA of Dibothriocephalus latus, 597 nucleotides long. The record is from the annotation of a GenBank genome assembly. Lineage: Eukaryota; Metazoa; Platyhelminthes; Cestoda; Diphyllobothriidea; Diphyllobothriidae.